AUGUCGUCUCAUUCAUCUCCUUCAACGUUAACGCCAGCUUCAUCUAAUGAACAGCCAUCAGACAUCCUUACUCCGACCCGCAAAGUGCAAGCCUUACUGGCGGCAUUCGACGACUCUGAUUCAGAUGCAGAUACUCCUGCUACCCCAGAGACCAAUGCUUUACUACCUCAAAACCAGCAUAUCCUUACAGGUCCACCUGUUGACGAUAGCUCAGAAGAGGAGGAAGCGUUGCAACCUGCACGUAGGUCUCGAAUCGCGGCUCGAUUGCAGGACACAGGAUCAGCCCAGAAGCAAUUGAGCAGUGAUGAAGGUGAUGGCACAGUCAAGAACCCCCUUUCGACCACGCCAUCAACUCCAGAGACUGAUGACCUACCCACAACCCGUCCCAUGCGUAGGAGGUUGCUCACCAACCGAAAGACCAACACUGAACCCAACCCCAAUCGUUCUGCAAGAUCUGCAUCACCACUGUUCUUCCCUUCGCCAUUAGCCUCACGCCAAGAUGCUGAGAGAGGAAACGACGCGGAUCCAGAUAUUAGGACUUCGGAAUCUGGAAACAGCAAAGGCACCUCGAAAUUUUUAACACUUGUGGAGAAGCAUCGAAAGCGGCGAAUUGAAAAAGCGGCGGAAGAAGCGGCAAAGCGGGCUGUCAAACCUCGACAACAACGAGGUUCAAGCCCUGCUGACGACACAGACGAAGACAGUGAUCUCUCCGGACAUGGAGACGGAAAGAAGCUCUCGACUCAGGCUCGUCCAACCAGGAAAGCGAGCAAGAAAGCAAUCGAAGAGAUGAACCGAGAAACUCAACGUAUGAAUAGAAAUAUGCAACUGGCACAUCAGGCAAGGACAAAGAAGAAAAUCACCAAAGACAGUCUUUUGGCGAGGUUCAAUUUUCCUAUGACCAAUUCGAACAUGAUUUCAAACACUGUCAACCAAUCCAGUAACAGCAGUUCAGUCUCUGGCUCAGAUACGGAGGGGAAAGAAUCCCAUGAAACACCACCUACAAGUCCUGUGCAAGUAGGAAGCCCGGAGAAAUCCGGCAAAGCUCCAUCGGUAGGAGUGCCUCUACAUUUGGGUUUGCAAGCAGAGGUAUAUGUGGACAACGUUGAAAACGUGAACAAGGGCAAGGGCCGAGCUAUCUCUGAGGAUCCAUUUCAGCAGUCAAUUCCCACCUUUGUGUCAAGCACGCUGAAUGAGCCAACUGGUCAAUCAAUCGUACCAAAGGCUACAAUCAAGCCAGCCUUGAAGGACCGUCUUUCCAUUCGCAAGACGCUUGAGACCGAGGAAUCUGACUCUGAUCUCGAGAUCGUUACAGCAAGGGGCGACAAGCGAAAGUAUGCCGCAUUUGAGCAACUACCUAAGCGCAAGGCGAAGGAAUACCCUUCUCAUAUUGCCCUCCGAUCUCUUGCACAUCUAAUGGGUGAUCGAAGACAAUCAAUGAAUACUGCAGAAAUGGAAGACUUGCUUCGCCAAGCGGCUCGCGAUCAGGCACGUCAAGAACGUCAGGAGAAGAUUGCGGAGCUCAAAGCAAAAGGAGUGAUGAUUCAAACAAGUGAAGAGCGUGAGCGUCAGCAGCAAGAAGUGGAAGAUAUCCUUGAGAGAGCUCGACAAGAAGCCGCAGAGAUCCAGAAACGCGAAAUUGCACAAGCAAAGAAAGAUGGAAAUUACAGUGCAGACAAGCUGGACGACGACGAUGAGGACGAUGACUAUGAAGGUAGUCAAAGUGAAGAAGAGCUUGAUGAGGCGUUCGAAGCUUCGGGAGAAUCUGAGGAAGAUCAGGUUGACGAGGAGGAGAACGGUGAAGAUGAAGACAACGAUGAGAACAGAGCCCAAGGAGGUCUCGAAAGUCUUGUGGAAGCGGAAGCAUCUGAACACGAUUCAGAGGACUCGUCUGAGGAUGCACAUGAACAGGAUACUCACAUGGAUGCAAAUACGAUAAGUUCUGUGGCGACUGCUCUGCCAAUAGCAAGAAAAAGCAGAAUGAGUCGUGUCGUGAGCGACGAUGAGGAAGUCGAGGGACUGGAAAAUGUCCUAAGAUCUCCACAACUCCCGGCCCCUACAAAGACACCACAGUCUAUCCUUCGCUCUGGGCGAAAACAUAUACCUGGUCUGCAGAUGUCGGAUGAUCUUCCAAUUGGUCUCACUCAAGCGUUUGCCGCAACCAUGGCCGAUUCCCAGAGCCAAGAUAUGGAUGAAUCCCCACAUCAGGAUAGCCUUGCAAUGACAAUGGAUCUGCCCUCGCCGAAUAUCACGAUGGCUCCGCAAUUUCAGCGACUGGAUUCUAUCGAUUUCAUUACUGACAGUCAACCUGCGUCUCAGACACAGCCUCUGAAUGUUGAUCUAUCCUUCUCACAGUCACAGCGUGUUCCUCCUUCCCCAGCAAUGGUAUUUGGGCUCGCCGCGACGCAAUACACUCCAUCUCAGCCACAAUUUGAACCGACACAGGAUGAAGGCUAUAUUCUGAGUCCAUUCGCCGGCAAUCGGUUUGCUUCAGAAACACCGCAACAUCAAGCCCCUCACUCCACCUUGGACACAUUGGUUCUUCCAGCAGAUGUUGAGAACAGCCCUCUUGUACAACGAAAGUCCAGACUCCAGAGAGGUCGCAUUGACUUCAGUGAUUCCGAUGUUGAGGAUGAGCAGCUAGACAAGUCAGCAUUUGAUGUGAUGCGUCGAGCUGCCAAGAGAAAAACCUUCGAAUCCUUUGACAAAUCAAAGUCACAUGCCAAAAAUAUCGUCGAUGAAGCCGCUGAGGAAUCUGAAGAUGAAUAUGCAGGGUUGGGUGGUGCCAGUGAUGAAGAUGUGAAUGAAGAGGAAAAUGAUCAUGAUCGAGAGAUGAUCGAUGAAGAUACUCAGGUUGGAGUUGGUGAUGAAUCAAAGUUUGCGAGACUCUUUGCAGAUCGUGAACGACAACAAGAUGAAGCAGCAGUGUCUAAAUUAAUGAAAGACAUCACUACCGGAGGACUCCGACGCAAGCGAGGCAAUGAUCUCGACCUUUCAGACGAAGAAGAUGCAUCAGUCAGGAGGAGGGAAGCCAAGAGACGCGAGUUUGCCAAAAUGCGACGAGAACUUUUAAAAGACGAAGCCGUUGGCAAAAUUGCGGAAGACAAGAAGAAAGAAGCAUUCCUACGAAGUAUAGAGGAUCGAGACCUCAGUGAUGACGAUGGUGGUGAUUUGAAUCAGUCAGAAGUAUCUCCGGGAGAAGAAUCUCAAGAAAAAGAGAGCCAGAUACGAGCGGAAUAUGAGCCAGGUGUGCCGGAAGGCGAGGCCGACGAGUUCGAGAAGACACGUCUGGUGGAUUCUUCGGGACCUCUGACGGUUGCGGCACCAACUAAGCUCAACCAAGUGAAGCGUACUCUGGUUCGAAUCGUUAAGCCAUCAAGCCAGCGGCCUGCAACCUUGGCCGAGAUCCGAGAGUCUGUUUCAAUUCUCAUCGAUGACCCAGAGUCACAAUCUGGGACAAUCGAUCUGGGGUUGUCCGAUUCUGAUGAAGAGCCAGAGGUAUACGUCAAUCUUGAUCGUCACCUAGAUACUGCAGAAGCAGACGAAAAUGCUCUUGAUGGUGAAGAUCUCGGUGACUUCAUUGUGGACGAUGAUGAACAGGCCCCGGAGGAUGCGGCUUUCAAGAAACCAGCAAUACCUUCCACUGAGAACCGUGCUCCUUUUUCAGAACGACGAACCAAGGAACGAGCAAAUGUGGUCGAUCGUCGGAGCUUGAUUCGGCAGUCUUCAUCUUCAUCUAGCUCUUCGGCGAGUACCAAGAUGGCAUUCUACGGCUCAAACUCAUCAGCAGGCACGUCUUUCGGCAAAGUGCCCAGCCUUCUUCGGAGAGCCACGACCAACUCGAGCCUGGGCAGCCUUUCCGGCAAGAAUGAGAACGUGUCUGCCACCGGUGUCGUGACCAAUAAGACAGAGCGAGGAAGUGCCAACGAGGACAAGGAGUUCGUUCGCAAAGGAAACGGUGGAAGAAGAAAUGCAGUCAACUAUCGACCAACCAUGAGGGAGGAAAAGAUGAGCGAACGUUCAGGUAUUGCUAAGGCUAAGAAGGCGGCUAAAAAGAGCAAGAAGGCGUCUGGGUUCUUGGGUGGGCUGUUUAAGGAAGAUAGCUGGGCGUGA
Exophiala bonariae is the source of this 4110-nucleotide messenger RNA. RefSeq lists its product as uncharacterized. Gene Ontology annotation, molecular function: anaphase-promoting complex binding. Gene Ontology annotation, biological process: mitotic G2 DNA damage checkpoint signaling; activation of protein kinase activity; mitotic DNA replication checkpoint signaling. The coding region runs from base 1 to 4110 and encodes 1369 amino acids. The transcript has a single exon. The record is from RefSeq and is a predicted model, not a curated record. Lineage: Eukaryota; Fungi; Ascomycota; Eurotiomycetes; Chaetothyriales; Herpotrichiellaceae.